AUGGAUGAUUCAGGAGGAGAAAUCAAGGUUAGUUUUGGAUAUCAAUGUCUCGGCAAGGAUGAUGGUUCUUGCCUCAAAUCAAAUGGCAUUGACAUCCCAUCUGCAAUCAAACUCAAAAGAGCUAGCAGCUCCUUCUCUUGCUUGUCUGGGGCUGCAUUGAGUGCCAAUGCUACAUUAGCUAAUACAAAUAUAUGCAACGGAUUGAUUGGUGAAGAAAUACUGCCAACUUUGGACUCUCCUAAUUCUUUCCGCAGGAUUUCAUCUUCACCGUCUGUCUCAAAGUUGGAUGUCUCAAAGUUGGAUCUUUUGUCGUCUUCUCUCCUGAGUGGCAUGUCAAACUUGAGUUUUAGCCUGUCCUCUCAAAGUGAGACACCAGGUUCAGACUCAUAUUUGCUUAAGUCCAUGAGUUCUCCUUCAACAAGUGAUAGUUUCCUCAAUGCGGUGGAAGUACAAGUAGCUGGGGGUGCUGCUGGUGAAGAUAGAGUUCAGGCUGUUUGUUCAGAAGAGAAUGGGUGGCUUUUUUGUGCCAUAUAUGAUGGCUUCAAUGGAAGAGAUGCAGCAGAUUUUCUUGCUGGAACCUUAUAUGAAACAAUUGGAUUUUACCUGAACUUAUUAGAUUGGGAAGUUAAACAGGAGUUGAGGAAAGCUUCCGGUUGUUUGGAUUCUGAUAAAUCCCUCUGCUGUAUUCUGGAAGAUGGUAAUAAUUCUGAAAAUGUAGGAAAAAAUGCAUUUUUUGAUAGUUUUGACAUUACUCCUUCCUCAGUGAAAGUGGACAGAUCGUUUGGUUUGUCUAAGAAGAGGGUUCUUAACAGCCUUCAACGUGCUCUUACACAAACUGAGAAUGAUUUUCUACACAUGGUGGAACAGGAAAUGGAAGACCGCCCUGAUUUAGUGUCUAUUGGAUCUUGUGUGUUGCUUGUGCUUCUCCAUGGGAAGGACUUGUAUAUUCUCAAUGUUGGUGAUAGUCGAACUGUUUUAGCUACAUACAUUGAAGGCAUAGAGAUGAAUGGAAGUGAGGGGCCGCAGGCUGUCCAGCUCACUGAUAGUCAUACUGUUGACAAUGAAGUUGAGAGAACCCGACUUCUACUUGAUCAUCCAGAUGACCCUUCGACAAUUGUGGCUGGAAAAGUCAAAGGGAAGUUGAAGGUUACAAGGGCUUUUGGAGUUGGUUACUUGAAAAAGAAAACCAUGAAUGACGCUUUGAUGGGUAUUCUACGAGUCCAUAAUCUCACAAGUCCUCCAUAUGUAUCUUUAGAACCAUCGCUUCAUGUACAUGAAGUUUCAAGUUCUGAUCACUUUGUUGUACUUGGAAGCGAUGGUCUAUUUGACUUCUUCAGCAAUGAUGAAGUUGUAAAACUCGUGCAUUCCUUCAUUUUGAGUAACCCAUCUGGUGAUCCAGCAAAAUUUUUAGUAGAGCAGCUUGUAAUGAGGGCUGCAGAUUGUGCAGGUUUCAGCAUAGAAGAGUUGAUGAGUAUCCCUGCUGGCAGGAGACGGAAAUAUCAUGACGAUGUUACAGUAAUUGUGAUCAUCCUUGGCUCGAACAAGAGCACCUCAAAGGCGUCCACUUGUCUAUGA
This is a messenger RNA of Fraxinus pennsylvanica, 1575 nucleotides long. The record is from the annotation of a GenBank genome assembly. Lineage: Eukaryota; Viridiplantae; Streptophyta; Magnoliopsida; Lamiales; Oleaceae.